Molecule: messenger RNA, 1830 nt
Organism: Dictyostelium purpureum
Lineage: Eukaryota; Evosea; Eumycetozoa; Dictyosteliales; Dictyosteliaceae
Product: eukaryotic translation initiation factor 2 alpha
Exons: 7
Coding region: 1-1830 (609 amino acids)
Biological process (GO): transmembrane transport
Cellular component (GO): mitochondrial outer membrane; eukaryotic 48S preinitiation complex; eukaryotic translation initiation factor 2 complex
Molecular function (GO): ribosome binding; translation initiation factor activity; RNA binding
Source: RefSeq, a predicted model, not a curated record
AUGGUAUUCGAACACGAUUGUCGUAUGUACGAAAAAAAGUACCCAGAAGAAAAUGAAUUAGUUAUGGUCAGAAUCGAAAGUAUUGGUGAUAUGGGUGUUUAUGUUUCAUUAUUAGAAUAUAACAAUAUUGAAGGUAUGAUUCUUUUAUCAGAAAUUUCACGUCGUCGUAUUCGUUCAAUUAAUAAACUUGUCAGAGUUGGUAAGACCGAAGCUGUUGUUGUAGUUAGAGUCGAUAAAGAAAAAGGUUAUAUUGAUCUUUCAAAGAGAAGAGUUACACCAGAAGAAUAUGCUCAAUGUGAAGAACGUUUCCAUAAAUCAAAAGCUGUUCACGGUAUUGUUAGAUAUGUUGCCUCAAAACUUUCAACUGAUAAUCAAGUUGUUAAAACUAAACAUUUAUACAAAAAAUUCGUUUGGCCAUUAUAUUCCAAAUAUGGUCAUGCUUAUGAAGCUUUCAAAUUAUCAAUUACCGAACCAUCAGUUUUCAAUGGUUUUGAUAUUUCAGAUAGUGAAAGAAAAGUUUUAAUGGAAACCAUCGUUCAAAAACUCAAACCACAACCACACAAAAUUCGUGCUGAUUUGGAACUUACAUGUUAUGCAUACGAAGGUAUUGAUGCUAUCAAAUCUUCAAUUUUAGCUUCACAAAAUCACGCCACCUCAGUCCUUAAAGCCCCAGAAGAUGGUAAAUUUGACGAAAAAGCAUUUGGUGUUGUCACCAUUAAACUUGUUGCCCCACCACUUUACGUUAUGGUUGGUACUUUUGAUGAAAAAGAAAAAGGUCUUCAAAUGGUCACCCGUUGUGUUGAAAUUCUUUCAGAAGAAAUUACCAAGAAAGGUGGUAACUUAACUGUUAAAACUGCUCCACGUAUUGUUGGUGCUGUUGAUGACCAAGAACUUCGUGAUCUUAUGGAACAACUCGAAGUUGAAAAUCAAGAUGGUGAUAGCGAAGAUGAAGAUUAUGAAGAAGAAGAAGAAGAAGAAGAAGAAACCCCAAAAAGUAAAAAAUCAAUAAAAAUGAACCCAGCCAUCUACAACGAUUUAACUAAACCAACUGCUGAUUUCAUCAAGAAAGAUUUCCCAGAAACCUACAAAUUAGAAGCUACCCUCAAACAUAAAAUCGGUAGUGUCGUUUCAACUGUUGAUCUUUCAAACGGUUCAGUUACUGGUACCCUCCAACCAAAAUUCGAUUUAUCAAGCUAUGUCAACAAAACUUCAGCUGCCAACUUUACCAUUGAUACCAAAAACUUAAAGAAAGGUGAAUUCAAUAUUGAACAACUCAUCCCAGGUUUAAAAACUAUUUUAACUGUCGACAGCAAAAAAUUAGUUCAAGCUGAAUUCCAAUACAAAAAAGAUAAAGUUGCCAUCACUGUUGUUGGUAAAAACGAUAAGAGCUUCAAUGCUGGUUUAGUUUACGCUGUUUCACCACUCAUCACUUUAGGUGUCCAAGGUGAACACAAAGGCACCUUCAAAGCUGCCAACGCUACCAUCGUCCUCAAACCACGUUCAGAUUUAUUCAUCACCAUUGCUGACAAAUUCAUGGACCAACAAAUCUCUGUCUCAGCCCUCUACAAAGCCAGCAAAAAAGUUACUGUUGGUGGUGAUGUUUCAGUCAACCUUAAAGCUGGUAACAGCACUGCUUUCAACAUUGGUACUCAAUACACCAUCGAUGCCACCCAAUCAAUCAAAGCUAAAUUCAACAACAAAAACAAAAUCAACUUUGCUUAUCUUGUUGCCCUCAAUCCAAACGCCAAAGCUUCAUUCGGUUGGAAUGUUGACUCAAAGAACAUCAAAGAAAACAAUACUUUCGGUGCUAACCUCAAUAUUACUCUUUAA